AUGGGUGAGAAGAAGAUGCUUACGCUGAGGAGCUCCGACUGCGAGGAGUUCGAGGUGGAGGAGGCGGUGUUGAUGAAGUCAGAGAUCAUUCGCUUCAUGAUCGAGGACGACUGCUCCGACAACGUCAUCCCGCUCCCCAACGUCAAUUCCAAGACUCUCGCCCUAGUCAUCGAGUACUGCAACAAGCACGUCCACGACGCCGCCAAGCCCGCCGACGCCGCGGAGACCACCAACGCCUCAUCAGCUGGGGGCGGCGGCGAGGUCGACCUCAAAAAGUGGGACGCGGAGUUCGGCAAGGUUGCGCCGGCGACGCUCUUCGACAGAGUAGAGCUGCCAUUCUUCAUCAGAGUAGAGCUGCCAUUCUUUGAUCCAAUUAGGGCCACCAGAAUGCCAAAGAUGAAGGAAAGCGAGAAGCGAAAAACCCGGUUCGACAAAGGAAUAACCCUAAAUAAAUCCGCUGAUCCACCAAUGAACGAUUGA
This is a messenger RNA of Zea mays, 480 nucleotides long. Its product is annotated as SKP1-like protein 1. Gene Ontology annotation, biological process: ubiquitin-dependent protein catabolic process. Lineage: Eukaryota; Viridiplantae; Streptophyta; Magnoliopsida; Poales; Poaceae. The record is from RefSeq and is a predicted model, not a curated record. Bases 1 to 480 code for a protein of 159 amino acids. The transcript is spliced from 2 exons.